CCCAUCUGGACUAAUAGAAGGCUGGUGGGACAACAGGGGGAGGUUUCACACUCUCUCACUCUCCGUCCUGGCCCACCCACUUCCCCACUCUCUCUCUCGCUCUCUGGCUUGCAUUCGGGUGCCUCCAGUGCGCACGGUAGAGUCCACGCACGCACGGGAGCAUGGCAGCUACCCACGGCGAGUACAGAGGCUACCUGCGCAGCACCAUGGACGUGGAGGCCGCCCAGCAACGCUUCCAGCCGGUGGCCAGCUCGGAGCCCUCGCACCGGCCGCUCCUGUUCGGCACCCUGGCGGUCAUGGGAUUGCUCCAGGUGGCCUCCAGUGUGGCUAUCCUGUUGCACCUGACGGGCUACCUGCAGGAGGUAGAUUUGACCACUGCUCCACAUCGACCAAUCGAGGAAGUGCAGACAGACAGACCGGUCCUGAACGCGCUGAGAGACACCAGUAAGAACCGAUUCAAAAACCCAAAGGACAAGCCCCCGUCUGCCCACCUCCCCAUCAAGGAGUAUCAGGAGUUCUCUAAGAAGGGUGAGCCAAAGGCCAUCACCAUCGACUGGGACGAGGUGCGCGGGUACCGCCACAGGAUGAACUACGAAAAGGGCAAGCUACUCGUGGUCAAGUCGGGCUUCUACUACGUCUACGCCAAGACCUGCUUCCGCUACUACAAGUAUGUCCCGGAGGACGGCGGGCAGGGCGGCGCCGGCGGCGGGCCCUCGGUGGACGUGAGCAACACGCAGCUCAUCCAGUACAUCUACCACGAGAGGAUCAAGCAGAACAGCAAAGUGGACCUGCUGAUGAAGACGGGCAGCACCAUGCGCUGGGACAACACCAGCUACAACAUGUACUGCGCCCAGCAGGGCCGAGGCCUCUGGCUUGAUCAGGGUGACGCCUUGUUUGUCACCGUGUCCAACGCGUGGAUGCUGGACCCGGAGGGAGUAGGGACGUACUUUGGCGCCGUAAAGUUGGGCAACUGACAAGGUCGACGUGUGGGACGCCACCAUGCUACUGAAGUGACGCAAAAGGGAACCACUGAUAGUGACUUAGAAAAAAAAACAGUUUUUUACCACAUAGCCUUUUGAGUCCAAACUCUGGACAAAAACCACCCUCAACCCCCGGUCCAAAGUAGCACUGGAUUCUUGAAAGGUAUUCCAGCGCCUGGUAUUCAUUAAGACUGCAUGUUCAUUGGUUGUUUGUUUGUCUGCACCGGCGCUACAAACAAAGGAAGCGAGUGAGGAGCGCGUUGGCAAAAGGAGAUGGGUGUCAUCAUGGAAACAUUGAAACCGACGCAGCAAUCUGUUUGUACUUUAACACCAGCGGGAUGAAAUCACAUGACCAAAGUAAUCCCUCAACCACAGCUGUCAAUGUUUUCCAGAAAAAAGGUUGCCGUUGGUGUGAACGAGGCGGGGGCGUGAUGAGGCGUCUUCGCGACGGCUACGUUUACAUGGACGAUGUUGAUCCCCACCCCCCAAAAAAGCUGCGACUACACUAUUCCAUGUUUACUUCAGGCAUCGUGGGUUGAAACUCACUGGAUCUAAGUUUUGGUUUGUAAUCCGUCCCAAGAAGGUCAGACAAAACCAAAUCGUACAGAAAAACAGAAAACAUAUACACUACCGUUCAAAAGUUUGGGGUCACCCAAACAAUUUUGUGGAAUAGCCUUCAUUUCUAAGAACAAGAAUAGACUGUCGAGUUUCAGAUGAAAGUUCUCUUUUUCUGGCCAUUUUGAGCGUUUAAUUGACCCCACAAAUGUGAUGCUCCAGAAACUCAAUCUGCUCAAAGGAAGGUCCGUUUUGUAGCUUCUGUAACGAGCUAAACUGUUUUCAGAUGUGUGAACAUGAUUGCACAAGGGUUUUCUAAUCAUCACAUUGUACCAUUAGAACACUGGAGUGAUAGUUGCUGGAAGUGGGCCUCUAUACACCUAUGUAGAUAUUGCACCAAAAACCAGACUUUUGCAGCUAGAAUAGUCAUUUACCACAUUAGCAAUGUAUAGAGUGUAUUUCUUUCAAGUUAAGACUAGUUUAAAGUUAUCUUCAUUGAAAAGUACAGUGCUUUU
This is a messenger RNA of Entelurus aequoreus (snake pipefish), 2050 nucleotides long. It is a transcript of the gene tnfsf11, whose product is annotated as TNF superfamily member 11. Lineage: Eukaryota; Metazoa; Chordata; Actinopteri; Syngnathiformes; Syngnathidae. Gene Ontology annotation, biological process: immune response. Gene Ontology annotation, cellular component: membrane. Gene Ontology annotation, molecular function: tumor necrosis factor receptor binding. The record is from RefSeq and is a predicted model, not a curated record.